UUUUCUUGAAGCUACCACUACUUUUAAUAAACUGGUUAAUCUCAUUUAAACAAUUAUUGGUGACUGUUUCAGUUUCUCAAUAAACUAAUAGACAUUGCUCUCUUGACUUAUAAUUUCUUGAUACAGUCAGUACAGGAAUGCACGAUUGUAUUCCUCUUUCUCUCCACCAUUCAUCAUUUUCUCUUGUGUUGUUUCUUGCAUCGCCUUGGCAGUAAUCCCGGGGGUUUCUUUCUUGAAGUUUGUGCAAAAUGGCGGACUGGCUUCUACUAAUACCCUGGAAUAAAAUCUUCACUGCUGCAUGUGGCUGCUUUUUAAGCGAUAGAAACUACAUUCACUUGAUGGAGUCAAAUCUCGAUGCUCUGGAGACAACUAUGGAACUUAAGAAUAGACGAGAUGAUCUGUUAGGAAGAGUUUCCAUAGAAGAAGAUAAAGGUUUGCAACGGCUUGCUCAAGUCAACGAAUGGCUUUCAAGGGUAAAAAGUGUUGAAUCCCAAUUCAAUGAUAUGCUUGCGGCUAGAGCAACUGAAACUGGAAGAUUGUGUUUGUUUGGAUAUUGCUCUAAUGAUUGCGUAUCAAGCUACAAUUAUGGUGAAAAGGUAUCGAAGAUGUUGGAAGAAGUUGAAGAACUUCUAUCUAAAAAAGAUUUUGUAGAGGUGGCGCAGAAAAUUAUACGUAAGGCGGAGAAGAAGCAUAUCCAAACCACAGUGGGUUUGGAUACAUUGGUUGAAAUGGCAUGGGAAAGCGUCAUGAACGAUGAAAUAAGAACCUUGGGUCUUUAUGGUAUGGGGGGAGUAGGAAAAACCACCCUCUUAGCUUGUAUCAACAACAAAUUUGUUGAAUUGGAGAGUGAAUUUGAUGUUGUGAUAUGGGUUGUGGUAUCUAACGACUUGCAGUAUGAGGGCAUUCAAGAUCAGAUUCUGGGAAGAUUACGUCUUGACAAGGAAUGGAAACAAGAAACAGAAAAGGAGAAAGCUUUGUGCAUAGACAAUAUCCUUAAUAGAAAGAAAUUUGUGUUGUUGUUGGAUGAUCUCUGGAGCGAAAUGGAUCUGAACAAGAUAGGAGUUCCACCUCCAACUCGAGCAAAUGGAUCGAAGAGUUUCACCACUCGUUCGAAGGAAGUUUGCAAGGACAUGAAAGCUGACAAGCAGAUAGAAGUUGAUUGUUUGUCACCAGAUAAAGCAUGGGAAUUGUUUCGAAUUACGGUUGGAGAUGUCAUAUUCAGCGGCCAUCAGGAUAUUCCCGCACUUGCAAGAAGAGUUGCUGCAAAAUGUCAUGGCUUGCCACUUGCACUUAAUGUCAUUGGCAAAGCCAUGGCAUGUAAAGAGACUUUACAAGAAUGGUAUCUUGCGAUUAAUGUUCUGAAUUCGCUUGGCCACGAGUUUCCAGGUAUGAAAGAAAGAAUUCUUGGCGUUUUGAAGUUCAGUUAUGAUAGCUUGAAGAAUGGUGAAAUCAAAUCGUGCUUCCUAUAUUGUUCUUUGUUUCCUGAAGAUUUUGAAAUAAAGAAGGAGCAGUUGAUAGAAUACUGGAUUUGCGAAGGCUUUAUAAAUCCGAACAGAUAUGAAGAUGGAGGUACCAACCAAGGUUAUGAUAUAUUUGGCUUGUUAGUUCGUGCUCAUUUGUUGAUUGAUUGUGGGGUCGGAGUUAAAAUGCAUGAUGUGAUACGUGAGAUGGCUCUUUGGAUAAAUUCUGACUACGGAAAUCAACAAGGAACAAUUUGUGUGAAAUCUGGUGCUCAUGUACGUCUGAUACCGAAUGACAUCAAUUGGGAGAUUGUGAGACAGAUGUCUUUAAUUCGUACUCACAUUGAGCAGAUAUCUUGCAGUCCCAACUGCCCCAACCUUUCAACCCUAUUACUCUCAGUCUCAGGUAGCUUUGAGUUGGUGGAUAUUUCAGUUGGAUUCUUUCGGUUUAUGCCAAAACUUGUGGUCUUGGAUCUUUCUGGAAACUGGGGGCUUGUUGGAUUGCCGGAAGAAAUUUCUAACUUAGGUUCCCUGCAAUAUCUCAAUUUAUCACGCACACAGAUAGAAUCGCUACCAGCUGGUCUGAAGAAGUUGAGGAAACUAAUCUACUUGAAUCUGGAGUACACUGUUGCACUUGAGAGUCUUGUUGGGAUAGCAGCAACCUUACCAAAUCUGCAAGUGUUGAAAUUAAUUUAUUCCAAAGUUUGUGUUGAUGACAUAUUAAUGGAGGAACUACAGCACUUGGAGCACUUGAAGAUUUUAACGGCAAACAUAGAGGAUGCCACGAUUUUGGAAAGGAUACAAGGAAUUGACCGAUUGGCGAGUAGUAUUCGACGUUUAUGUCUAAGAUAUAUGUCAGAACCUCGUGUAAAAUUAAACACGGUAGCUCUGGGAGGUCUUCAAUACCUUGCAAUUGAGAGCUGCAACAUAUCUGAGAUGAAGAUAAAUUGGAAAAGCAAAGAAAGAAGGGAGCUUUCACCAAUGGUAAUUCUUCCAUCUACAAGUUCUCCAGGCUUCAAGCAACUCUCCACUGUUUUUAUAUUCAAUUUGGAAGGGCAAAGGGAUUUGUCAUGGCUGUUAUUUGCUCAAAAUCUAAAGAAUCUAGAUGUGGGCGAUUCACGAGAAAUAGAAGAAAUAAUAAAUAAGGAGAAAGGAAUGAGUAUUACCAAAGCGCAUCGAGAUAUUGUUCUUCCCUUUGGGAACCUGGAAUCCCUUGAUCUAGAUAGAUUGCCUGAACUUAAGGAAAUCUGCUGGAAUUUUCGGACUCUUCCUAACCUUAAAGAAUUCUCUGUCAGAUAUUGUCCAAAGCUACCUGAAGAUAUCACUAAGUUGUCCAGCUAUGCAGAGUAAUAACGGGUGAUGACAAGUGGUCAAUU
Molecule: messenger RNA, 2836 nt
Organism: Arabidopsis lyrata subsp. lyrata
Lineage: Eukaryota; Viridiplantae; Streptophyta; Magnoliopsida; Brassicales; Brassicaceae
Product: probable disease resistance protein At5g43730
Molecular function (GO): protein binding; ADP binding
Source: RefSeq, a predicted model, not a curated record